Entrophospora candida is the source of this 793-nucleotide messenger RNA. The record is from the annotation of a GenBank genome assembly. Lineage: Eukaryota; Fungi; Glomeromycota; Glomeromycetes; Entrophosporales; Entrophosporaceae.
AUGGAUUUCCUAGGAAAACUCUUGCAUCCUUUUGAUGAGGAAAUUAGUUGUAAUAAUCUUGAACAAUUCCUUUCAAAACCACUACUACUUAAAUUGCCAUCUCUUCCCAGUUAUGCUGACAGCUUUCCUGAUAAACUUGAAUCUGUAUAUUCAAAUCCUUUUUAUGUUCCUAGGAUAUCUAGUAUCCUUGUUAAUGUCAUGGGCAAGUCCUUUAGAGAAAGUGUUGGUGGAGAAGCAUAUACUUCAAAUACUAUUAAUAACCACAUUAUGGAUAUGAUUGGUCUUGCCCAAGAGUAUGCUCUUGGUUGUAGUAAUUUCGAUUGGAAUUGUAACAAGGUUAUUAAACCUACAACUACUACCACAGAAAAUAAGAGAGUUCGACCAGAUGUCACAAUCUAUUAUAAUAGAGUGCUUGUAAUGAUGGAUGCAGAAAAAGACUUAGAUGAAUACUUUGAUUUUUGGAACCCACUUGCCUUUGGUAGAUUACCAUUUAUCAUGGCUUUUGCAGCAGCUGGUACAAAAUUGCAAUUUUAUUAUUAUUAUGUGGACAACAUAAACAAUAAACCAGUACAUAAGAAAAUUGCUGCAAACCACCAUAUUUUUAAUAUACUUGAAAUUGUAAAAAAACUUCAUGAAAUGAAAGUUGUCCAUCAGGAUAUUUGCUGGGAAAAUAUUAAAAGACUUACAAAUGAUAGUUGGAUAUUAAUUGACUUUGAAGAAGUUGCCAAGAUUGGAGAAUUAAGAAUUCCAUUAAAUAUUGCAGCUCCAGAAUAUAGAGAUGGAGAAGAUUUAU